Molecule: messenger RNA, 2673 nt
Organism: Sus scrofa (pig)
Lineage: Eukaryota; Metazoa; Chordata; Mammalia; Artiodactyla; Suidae
Source: RefSeq, a predicted model, not a curated record
AUGCCGGAGGCCAGCUCCGGCAGCCAGGGAGUAUAUAUCCCGAUCGGAGAGGGACGCAUGUCGGCGAAUAACAUAUUAGGGGCGAGAGGAAUUAUCUGGGAGAGAAGUAGAGAUGGACUUUCCCUGUGUCCUUCCAAAGGCACACAGCCCACGGUUACUCUGAGCAUCGCGUGCAAGCGCUCUCUCACUGAAGGGAACAAAUCAUGUGAUUCAUACAUUAAGAGACAGUCCAUAUAUGCUGUGUCAGCAGAGGAUCUAUUUGAACUGGAAGGCCCUGUGAAAUACUAUGCUAACAGACCUAUUGUGACCUGGUGCAAGCUUGAAAAAAACAGCUGUUUAAAUCUUGGGGAUAGAUUUUAAGGUCAAGCGUUGGGCAGAAAAGAAAGUAUUUCAGUUCUUCUUCUGCAUUUUAAUCAAGUGCUUGUUGGUGACAACGGGUCAUACAAACGGACUCAAAAUAAUUCAGAGCACCCUCUUGUAAGGGAACAAUUGAAGCCUUCUGAUACAACAGGAAGUGAAAUUUACCUGCAAUCUUUUUUUCUCUUUAAGGUUGAUGUUCCGCAGCCUUUUAGGAGUGAGCAAAUUGAAGUCGCUACCAGGCAAAAUUCCCAAACACUGCCAUCAGAAACUGGAUAUGAUAAUAGGCCCUGGUUUAGGGUCCAGAGAGACCCUGAGCCAUGGGUUUAUUCUAACCCAUGUCUGGACAAAAAGGGCAUUGUUUAUGCUUCCUUGAGCCAUUCCAUCAUUGCAAUGAACCCAAGACAGGAAAGAAAUAUGUAAGAAGCACCUUUGGAGUAUGCAGUUCUGUGCUUGAAGAGUUAAAUCCAGUCCUGAUCUUCCACCAGUGAUCAAUGAAUCAUCUGCCAAUCAGCACCAUUAUCUGAGCCUAACGAAAUGUCACACACUAUUCCUUGACCUGAGAAGUUUCACUUCAAGGAGGGUCUGGUUAAUAAUUGGGUCUUUAGGGUCCAUAGGACAAAUGACUAAAAUUCCUCUCAAAAACUUCUUCAGGAGCUUUUUAUUUAUUUAUUUAUUUUUAAUUGCUAUACCUUCAGUAUAGGCAUCUGAAAGUUCCUGGGUCAGGGAUUGAGUUAGGCUACACCUGUGACCUACAGUACAGCUAUGACAACGCUGGAUCUUUAACCCACUAUGCCACAGGGAGAACUCCAUUUGGAAUAUUUUAUAUUAUAUCCUUGAACAACAAAAUCUUCUCUCCAAAACAAAAUGAUGUCAUGAAUAGCAGAAUUGUAAAACAUUUAGACUCAGCUACAUUUUUUUCUAAUACACAAACUCAGUAUUUUCUCUGCGGCUCUCAGACACAUAAGGAAGAGGGGUUUGGAUUAUCUGGUCAAUUAACUACAUACUUUUGAAAAAUAAUGUCCCAUUCAACUAAUGAACCAUAAAUACAGUAAUGGUAGUGUGUUUAUUUCCAAAUAAUCUUGAUAAUAAGAAAUUUGUCUUUAUCAAUAUAAUAUUGGAGCUUCUUAAAUGUAAGGGAGAAAUAAUUUUAUACUUGAUGAUAUAAAAAAAGAAUGGAAAGAAUAAAUCAUGCAAAAAGUAUGUGGAAUAUACCAACUGGAUAAAAGAUCAAUGUUCUCCAGGACUGACAAAAAAAUGCUUAUAUCUACUCUGUUAGACUGAUAAGCAAAUAGAGGUAGUAAGUAAUAGAGCAAUUAAGGUAUGGUACAUUUAUAAACAAAGUGGCAACAGUGUUUGGGCAACAUAGACUAACACAUGAAUGUGACAUAAUGCUCCUGCAGUAAUAUACCUGUAGGUAUCUGAAUAAAUGUAAAAAUCAAUGACAAUAGGUAUCAUCAAGCAAAUGCAGAUUAAUGGCUUAAACUGAUUCAUUGUUGACACGACAAAUUAAAAGCAUAAUGAAUGGAGGAAAUUCCAGAAUAUUUAGCUGGCCAGUAUGGGUCAACAUACCUUUCAUUCACUGUAUCUGUAGCUUGCUCUUCUUCUAGAGAGCAGGGAAAAAAAUAAUACAUAGUUUAGUAGUGCAGUUUGAUAAUUUAUUUUAAAAUAAUGAGAUUGCAGCCACUUUAAGAGUACAGCAAGAAGAGAUGCUUUCAUAUUUUCUGAAUUUCAAAAUGCAUGAAUCUAAUCAUUUCAAAAAUAGUCUAUAACAUUAUUCUACAGCUUGAGACUAUUAGGAUUCUCAGGGGCUUGUACUAAAUAAUUCAAUAUUCCUCAUAACAAAGUGGAUAGCAAAGCUUAGGAUCCAUUUGAGCAAAUAUGUGAGCUGCUGCACAAAUGAAUGUGAGGUAUGUAUAUGGGUGGGUCGGUGGGUGUGAGAGGGAGAGAGGGAGAGAAAGAUGAAAAGACAGAGAAAGAAAAAUAGUGUGCAGAAGGAAGGAUAGUUGACUUACAGAAAUGUUAAAAAGAGAAGCCGAAAAAACUGACAUUCCAUUUUAAUUUGCUAAAGAAACUCAAAAUAUUAGAGUAAAUAGGUCAUGAGAGGAAAUGUAUGAAAAUAAUGUAUUAAGUAAUGGGGAUGGGAGUAUGGUAGUCCAUAAAAGUUUUUGUUACAAAAAGACAAAACUGAGAUUUAGUGGCAGAGUUUUUCUUACUUAGCACGGGCAUUAAGAUUUUGACCCCACUGGGGAGUUCCUGUCGUGGCGCAGUUGUUAACGAAUCCGACUAGGAACCAUGAGGUUGCGGGUUCGAUCC